CAGGCCUCUCCCAGCUCGGGCCGCGGCGUCCUCUGGGCCGUGUAGUUCCCGCGGCGCACGGAGGACUACACUUCCCAGCAACGCCGCCGCGCUUGCUGGCGGCCGGCCGGGGGAAGGCCGCGGGGUGCCCCGGCUUCGGCCCCGUGCCAUGGCGGGGAGGCCCGGGCCGGGAGGCCGGCGGGGAGCGGGGCUGCGGUGGUGGCCGCGGGAUUGCUGCGGCGGGCUGGGAGGCCUGGAGUACGGCGAGGUGGAUGUGACAGCCAUGGCGCGGGUCUUCAGCUAUGUGGAUGUGACUGAUUCUGACUUCAUUGCAGCCGUCCUGUCUAUUGCCUUCAACCCAUUCUUCUGGAACGUGGUAGCAAGAUGGGAACACAAAACACGGGCACUCAGCCGAGGCUUCGGCUCUCCACGCACCGCCUGCUACUGCCUGGGCGCUGUUAUCCUGCUGCUCAACUGCGUGCGCAGCCACUGCUUCACAGAAGCCAUGAAGAGCCAGCCGAAGCUGGAGGGCUUGGACAGCCACUGGGCCUAUUACUCAGGCUUGGCCAUCAUGGCUGUAGGGACCUUGUUUGUCAUCUCCAGCUUCUUAGCACUGGGAUUCACCGGGACCUUCCUAGGGGAUUACUUUGGCAUCCUGAUGGAGGCAAAAGUGACCUGCUUCCCCUUCAGCAUCCUGGAUAACCCCAUGUACUGGGGCAGCACGGCUGUCUACCUGGGCUGGUCCAUCAUACGUGUGGAAUUAAUUGUCGAAAAAUAAAUAACGGCCGAGUGCUGGGGAGAGGAAACAUCAGCAAACGCUCUGCAGCCAAAUGGGGUCCUUGGCAAGCUCUGCACGUGGAAAAAUCAACAGCCAGGGCCGAAUUCAUGCCGGGUGUCGCUCAGCGGGGGCCAGGCAUUGAUACCAGGGGUUGGUGUGACCCUGUAAUUACCUCUGGAAGAAACAAAACAAGCCAGCACACCUCCCCCCCACUGCAUGGCGACAGCACUUCCGAAAAACUCCUCGUGAUACAACGCAGCUUAAUAGCCUGCUUCGGAGGAAAUGAAUAGGCUGUAAUUUAGCAGUAAAUGAGCAAUAUACUCGAUUCUGUGUAAUAAGUUUUAUGUGGUUUUCAUUUGAUAUCGCAUUUUAUUUAUUUGCCUGGGAGUAAAAACCACGGCAGGGUUGUGUCGGGAGCCCGUAGAGUGCUGCUGGACUUUAUCACCUGGUGUUUUGCACAGGCCCUGCCACGUGGGACUCCUCUCUUAGACAUCAGUGGGAAAACAAAGCACUUUGCCACUUCUCGCCUUCCCAGCCACAUGCACAGCAUUGCAGUGCUUUCUGGCCCCUGUUAAUGAGUAAAGCCUGUGUCACUGAGCCUUGUGUUCGUUCUGCACUUUGACAUCCCCCCUGCAGCCGUCAGGGCUCACUGCACGGCACCCUUUGCCUUCCUUGCAGCCCCAUGGCAACUGGGUUGGGCCCAAGCGCUGGGAAACAGUGCCCAAGAACUGGGGGACAGGAGCUGCAGGGGACAGGGGCACAGAACCGCAUCAUGCCACCCCACAAGGAGGUAUUUGGAUGGAGAGCUCGUAAGGAGGUCCGUAUUAUUUUACAAUCGAGCCAUUUCCUAGAAUUCCUGCCCAACCAGGUGAGCCCUAUCAAGCUGUUUAUAUUGCAGAAAUUCCUCCCUCACCCCCACGACGGAGCAGCUUCAUACUGGGUGCACUUCACUUUGGUCUUUAGCCACAGUCCUGGGCAAAAGAAGCUUGAAGCGACUCGAGACAACAACACGAUUGCCUCUUUUUCUCAUUAAAAGGCUGCCACCAUAAAGGGCAGCGAGGCGUGAGCUACAAUUGCUGUUGACAAAUUGCUGGAGCUGUGCAGGGUGGCACCAGGGCACGGCGUGCCUGGUCUUGUGGGAGCUCCACACAGCCCUGCACACUGUGAUGGUGAUCGUCUCUCUUCUCUGGAAUCUCAGCUUGCGUUUCGGAGUUGUAAUGGGGAUCCUAGGGCUCUUCUGAGCUCUCCAUGGGGCCACAGGGCUUUGAGAUGUGGGUCAGAGCCAGCAUUCUGGCAGCAGGGAUGUGCAGCUGAGCUGUUGGCACACGAGGAGCACAACUUCUGGCUGGUUUUGGACAGGCCUGAAAUGUAGAGCAUAUUUCUUCUCCCUCAGUGAUAUAUUACACCCCAUAUUGUGGCAUCAGAGCCCAAGGAUUUGAUUCAUUUACAUCCACAAGGGUACAUACUGCGUAAUGCAAGCGAGUCUGGCAGCACCCCAGACAGCCUGUGAUUAGGACUCCAACAUUAAGAGCAUCACUUGAGGCCAGAGCGGCUAUUUUCUCCUUUCCAGGAUGCUGCACAUAUUCCAGACUCAACUAAUGGCAGCUCCUUGGACAAAACAAAUGUGUCUGCUGAGCACACAGAGGGCAGCACUUUGGCCCCUUCUGCACACAGCGAGCAACGGGCACAGGGCAGCCAGGGCUCCUUGCUGUGCCUACAGGAUGCAUAGGGAGGGGUUUCCUCCACACUUGUCAUGAAAAUGGGAGCAGCAAGCCUACAACAGGAGCAAAUACCCCAUGUUCAGUGCUCAGGACCAGCAGUGCUGGAAGGGAAGGAUGUGAGCACACAAGCAUUGUGAAACGUCCGCAGCAGUGUGGAGAUGCAGCAAUGGCUGGGGACAGACAAACUCUCAAAAAAGCCCCUGGCUGCUACCAGGACCACAAAACCUACCCAGCUGACUCGUCAUUGACCCUGCUGCAAAAUGAGCUGCUGCCCAAGAAGUAGGUCGAGCUCAUAAGAGGAGUGAAACACCAACGUGCUUCUUAUUGCUCCAGUCGAGCAGCCUCGUUUUUCCCGAAAGACAAAUGGAGCAUUAGCUGUCUAGAGAUGGCCUUGUGUACUUGUGUGUCUGUGGCAGGGGAAGUGCUUUAACUCAUGGCAACAGGCUGUGUAAAUCAGAGCAGGCACUGCAGCCAAAUGAUGCAAUUAGAGGUCUUGCUGUCAACAAACAAUCAUGCAAAUUUGUUCUCUCUGAUACAAAUCAAGGAGGAGACAUGACUAAGCAUGUAAUAGCAGGAGGCUGGGAAUGAAGAAGUUGUCCCCUGUUUCCUAAUGAGAAAAAAACCUUGUUGUAAAAUGGAAGCAGUGGAAAAGUGAAGAUUUGUGUGCAUCUCUCCAGGAACUGAUGUGGCCAGGUACUACCUGAUGGCUGCUUUGGGUGGUGUGGGGCUCAGGUCGUUUGGUCUCUCCUUUGAAGGCACUUUUUCCCAGAGGGCUGGUCCCCUGGCAUGAGGGUUGCAAGACAUUUAUCCUCACCAGGGACCAGCUAAGUACAUUUUUCUGCUGACAGCCAAUUCCUGUCCCCAUCAGAGAGCUGAGCUCCAACCAGCAAUUAAAGACAAGCAGCAGUGUCCUAAUUAAGGGCACGUGCAGCCAGUAGCUGGAGGCAUAGGAUGCAGAAAGAAGGUUUGGGAGUCUAAUGCUAAGCAGUGAACUGGACACAGCCAUGCUCCUGGCUGGGGAGACGAGACUGGGACUCUGUGGGGAGUUUGCACAUCAUGGAGUGCUCUUGGUACCUGGUUUGGAGGCUGCUGGGAUCCUGGGGCCUUAGCAAUGACCCCACUGCCUUCACCAGCCAUUCUUUGCCAUCUCUUCCAAACCUUACCAUCCCUUCUGUUCUACCCACCCCUUCCAUCUCUGCCCAUCCCUUCCAUCCCUUCCAUCUCAGCCUGUGAUGGCUCAGCUCACUGUCUACACGACCAUACGCUGCUCUGUCUGCCAGGUGCCUCCUGCACCCCGGGUGGCCGUAUUUCUGUGCACAUCAGGCAUUUCCCUUAUAGCACUGGCUUGGAGCCGCAGCCGUACGUAAGCAGCUGCUCAGCUAUUAAGCAGCCUUAUAAUCUCAGGACUUAGCAUCAAAGCAGAAACUCUCUGAACAGAGACAUGAGGGGAUCAGACUUGAAAGAAGUUGCCGAAGUAGGCUGGGGAAGAGUCUUUGCCAAGUAACAUCUGUCUAAGACAGUUAACAUUAAGCACAGAAAAAAAAUCCACCUUUUGUUCUCUCCUGUUUAAUGAGCGAGAGUGCUCUUGUGGAGCCUAACUCUCAUUUCACUUUCUAAAGCAGGUCUUGCAUAAGCCCAUGUACUCACCUGAUCUUUUCCUUCUCUUUCA
Lagopus muta (rock ptarmigan) is the source of this 4147-nucleotide messenger RNA. It is a transcript of the gene PEMT, whose product is annotated as phosphatidylethanolamine N-methyltransferase. Bases 149 to 757 code for a protein of 202 amino acids. The record is from RefSeq and is a predicted model, not a curated record. Gene Ontology annotation, biological process: phosphatidylcholine biosynthetic process. The transcript is spliced from 6 exons. Gene Ontology annotation, molecular function: phosphatidylethanolamine N-methyltransferase activity. Lineage: Eukaryota; Metazoa; Chordata; Aves; Galliformes; Phasianidae.